Messenger RNA from Mirounga angustirostris (Northern elephant seal), 807 nucleotides. Its product is annotated as cytochrome b5. NCBI's taxonomy places the organism in Eukaryota, Metazoa, Chordata, Mammalia, Carnivora, Phocidae. Gene Ontology annotation, molecular function: heme binding. The record is from RefSeq and is a predicted model, not a curated record. Gene Ontology annotation, cellular component: endoplasmic reticulum membrane; intracellular membrane-bounded organelle. The transcript is spliced from 5 exons. Bases 120 to 524 code for a protein of 134 amino acids.
CUGCUGUGGACGCUGGGCCGGGGCCCCGGGAAUGUCCCGGGCCCAGGGGCUGAGACGCGCGCUCCGCUUCUCCCGGCUCGGCUGGUGUCUGCACGGCCUGAGGCUCGCCGCGUUCCGAAAUGGCCGAGCAGCCGGACCAGGCUGUCCAGUACUACACCCUGGAGGAGAUCCAGAAGCACAACCACAGCAAGAGCACCUGGCUGAUUCUGCACCACAAGGUGUACGAUUUGACCAAGUUCUUGGAGGAGCAUCCUGGUGGGGAAGAAGUGUUAAGGGAACAAGCUGGAGGGGAUGCUACUGAAAGUUUUGAGGAUGUGGGACACUCUACAGAUGCUAGAGAAUUGUCCAAAACGUACAUCAUUGGGGAACUUCAUCCGGAUGAUAGAGCAAAGUUAACCAAGCCUUCGGAAACUCUCAUUACUACUGUUGAUUCUAAUUCCAGCUGGUGGACCAACUGGGUGAUCCCAGCCGUCUCAGCAAUGCUAGUGGCUCUGAUGUAUCACCUCUAUACAGCAGAAGAUUAAACUCAUGCUCAGAAGUGGAGGAAAGAAAAGACUGCUUUGGACCAGGGAGAAAGAAGCCAGUGUUAACUGCUUCAAUUGACAGAAACCUUCACCUGAAAAACAACUUUAAUACACCUGUUUCCCUUUUCUCCUACUUUGAACCAAACCAAAAGAACUGUUCUUUCUACUCCCGGACUCUUUGAAUUGUGCCUUUUGUUCAUCAGCUUUUUUUGAUGUUCCAUCACUACAUAAUUUACUUAUUGUAGGCAUGAUCUUUUAAAAAAUAUAUCUGGCUUUUAAAAUA